CCCUGCUGUGCACCCCGUCUGUCCCGAGUCGCUCUCGUCGUCAGAAUCGUUAAUUCAUAGCAAUUCGGUCGACUCCACUAGCAACGACGUUGUGAAUCCAUUCCUCUUAUCUCUAGAUACUCCCUCAACAGACUCCGAUCUUUGUCACUUCUGUCUCCAAUGGCAUACCGCGAUUCUCUCGACUCGGACCACCUCCGACUACUCCGACCAGUCUCAUUGUCUCACGACAACCUUCACUUUUCAGUCAUCACUGUGCGUCGCGCAGCGGUAAAUAGCUAUAAGUACACAGCCGUCUCAUACACCUGGGGGGACGGCAGCCCUUCCGAGACAAUCUUCCUAGAUGGUCAACCUUUCCCAGUCAGACCAAAUCUAUGGUCUUGUCUGUAUUACUUGGGCCUUGCUUCACGGCAUACCGAGUGGGAGUACCUCUGGGUUGACGCGAUUUGCAUCAACCAAGCCAACGAUGCAGAGCGUAAUUCACAAGUCCGCUGCAUGGAUCAUACAUACAGGAGUGCUACCUGCGUCUCUGUUUGGCUCGGUUUGAUACCUCUACCAAAGGGCCUACCCCGAAAUACUCUCGCUCCUAUCAAGACGCUAGACAGCGACGGAUUCGACUGGCGAGAAUCCAUGCUCGAGCUCGCGGGUCGCCCGUACUGGACUCGCUUCUGGGUUAUUCAGGAAUGCCUGCUCGGUUUAGAAAUCGAGCUCUAUUGUAGUAAUAACCGAAUAACAUGGUUCGACUUCCAGCGUAUCCUAUGCACAGAGGCAGAUGUCAACGAGUUUCCCCAAUCGGACGACCUCGAUCCUGGAGGGAGUAAGGCAGGGUCAUAUCCUGCCUUGCCACUCGUUAUGAGCCGUACGAUUGAUCGGUAUCCGGAACUAAUGCAACCGCUAUACGACCUCGUCGUCGCCCACCACCGUGCCAAAUGCAAGGAAACUAGAGAUAGGGUUUUCGCCUUGCUCGGACUUGUAAAGCCCGAGGAACGACGUAUGCUUGGCCGAUUCUUUCCCGAUUACGCCAUGGCUGAAGAACACGUACUCAUCAUAACACUCGCGCACCUAACGCAAUAUACCUUCGAGCUAGCCUACAGGGACCGCCAGCCGAUAACGCCUGAUUCCGAAGAACUUUUCCUCGGACUCGGGGUUCAGUCGAAGAUACGGAGGAGGGCGAUAAUACGUCGGGCGAAGUGGCUAGAUUAUUGUGAUUGGGAUGCGCAAUUGCCGCAACUGCUCGCCCUCCGAGACCAAGAAGAGCAAGACUUGGGCAGCGCGUAUUCGGAGGAGGCUGAAGAAGAAACCCAAGUACUUGAAGGUGCUAGUUUAAGGCCAGGCGGUGCACAACUUGUAAUUCUUUUGUUUUUCGCUCUAGCUGCCACCUUGGUCUGGUAACCUGGGCACCAGCCUUGGAAACUGUGUCAGGCGGCCAGCAAUUGGGCAUAUUGGUCUAUUGCCUACGAAGCGAGCGUGGCGUUGUUGUUACGUCUCU
Colletotrichum godetiae is the source of this 1486-nucleotide messenger RNA. Its product is annotated as heterokaryon incompatibility protein-domain-containing protein. The coding region runs from base 160 to 1389 and encodes 409 amino acids. Lineage: Eukaryota; Fungi; Ascomycota; Sordariomycetes; Glomerellales; Glomerellaceae. The record is from RefSeq and is a predicted model, not a curated record. The transcript has 2 exons.